This is a messenger RNA of Aegilops tauschii subsp. strangulata, 2211 nucleotides long. The record is from RefSeq and is a predicted model, not a curated record. NCBI's taxonomy places the organism in Eukaryota, Viridiplantae, Streptophyta, Magnoliopsida, Poales, Poaceae.
AUGGCUGUGGUCGAGGUGCGCAUCCCAGUAGCUGUAGUUUCCGUGGUCGAGGACUCCAUGGUAGUCGUUGUAGUUUCCGUGGUCGGGAUGUCCACGGCAGUCGCCGUGGUAGCAAGUGCAAUCAGCACACCCACUAGGGCUGAUAUACUGGGGUUGGACUUCAGGGAAGGGAACCAGAUCACCACCACUAAGAUUGCGAUGGCGUUUGGGUCGAAACGUAAGUUAGCAGAUCGGAGUGACAUCGAGGAGGAUGACGCCGAUGAUGUUGAUCUCAUCAAUUCCGAUGAUGAGCGUAAUAGCGCUGAUGAACAAGAUGAAUCUGCCGAGCAUGGUACUGCAAAACCUGCUAAAUCCCUUCUAGAUGAGGUAUUUUUUCUUGAUGCACCUAAAGGGAAGAACUCUGGUGGAUCAAGACCCUGGCGAUGCAAACAUUGUGAUAAGAAGUACACGAGUAGUUAUACAAGAAUUCAUCAGCACUUCUUUGGUGUUGGUCCUGGCAAGACGAAACAAAUUGCUCGCUGCUCUGUCGCAAGUGAUCGCGUCAAGUAUAAGAAAAUAUAUGAUAAGUAUCACCAACCUGAGAAAGUACAAGCUUCAGGCUCGGCGCCUAAAAAGCAAUUAGUAGAAGCUUUUGCUGGGGUGGAAAGAGAUGCAGUGGACAUGCAAAUAAUGUUGUUCCUUUGUGCUAAUGGAAUUCCCUUUAAUGUGUUGAGAAGUCCUCAAUACUAUGAAAUGGUAGCAGCCAUCCAGAGAGCACCAAAGGGAUACAAACCUCCUGCAUAUGAGAAAGCUAGGACUACUCUUCUAGAUGCAUGUAAGAGAAAGGUGGAGAAUGAUUUGGCUCCGGUUAGACAAACAUGGUAUUCCCAUGGUGUCUUUGUUGUUUCUGACGGAUGGACAAAUAUGAAGAACCAUCCAUUAAUCAACGUAAUAGCAUCGAAUAGCCGUGGUUCAAUGUUUCUGUACGCAGAAGACUUCUCUGGAGAAGAGAAGACAGGUGAAGCCAUUGCAGAAUUCUUACUGCAAGCCAUUGAGGAGAUUGGCCCUUCCAAUGUCCUUCAGGUCAUCACUGAUAAUGCAUCUAAUUGCAGAGUUGCGGGUGAAGAAAUUGAGAAAGUGCAUAAGCAUAUAUUUUGGUCUCCAUGUGUGGUUCACACACUGAAUCUAGUAUUCAAAGAUUUUGCAAAAAAGUUUGCUUGGAUGGUUGAUACAUACCAGAUUGGGAAAGCAACUGUGAAGUUCUUUAGGAACCACCAGCACUUUCAAGAUCUCUUUAGACGCAACUCCAAGUUGGAUCUUUUGAAGAGGCUUAUGGAUGUUCGAGAGGCGCUCACAACUACCAUUGUCACAAGCAAGUGGAAGGAACUGGUGAAGGCUUGUGAUGUACAAACAAGAGCAGCAGCAAAUGCGAUUGCCCAAAAUAUCAUUGAUGAGACAUUUUGGGAUGAGAUUAAAAUCAUCCUUGACAUCACAAAACCAUUAUACAUGGUAAUCAAGUUCAGUGACGGAGAAGGUCCAAAAUCUGGUGAUAUAUAUGAAAGAAUGGACAAUAUGCUUGGCGAGAUGCAAGAAGUCAUGACAAGGGAAGAUAACCCUCACAAAGAUGAUUGGUCGAAGUAUUAUGAUCAAGCCUAUCUUGCAAGUCCUGCUCCUGGUGGUGGUCAAAGGAAAGCUCCAAAUGAUGACAGUGAGGUUAUGGAAGGUGUUAUAGAGGCUCUAAAUAGAAUUGCAAAAGAUAAAAAAGAGUAUGCUCUUUUACGUGAGGAGCUUAACACCUUUAUAAUGAAGAAAGGUUUGUAUGCAAUAGACGCCGUUCAGGCUGAUGCAGCCACGAUGAAUGCCACAGAAUGGUGGUUCAAUUAUGGCUCACAAACUCCAACUUUAAGUGAGGUGGCAAAGAAAGUCUUGUCUCAGCCAAUAAGCAGCUCCUCUGCUGAAAGAAAUUGGAGUACCUACUCAUUCAUACAUAAUGUAAAGAGAAACAAGCUGAAUGCAACGACAGCCGAUAAGCUUGUCUUUAUUCAUGCAAACGAGCGUCUGAAGAGGAGGUUUUCAGAGGGCUACAAUUCAGGUCCACAUUAUAAGUGGGAUGUUGAGCCUGAGAAUGAUUUGCUGGAGGAUUCAAGCUUGAAGCUUGAGCAGCUGCGUUGGGAUAGCUUGGAGGAUGAAGCAGCUGAUGCUGAACCACCACGCAAAAUUCAGAGGACUUGA